This is a messenger RNA of Colossoma macropomum (tambaqui), 2014 nucleotides long. Its product is annotated as protein lin-28 homolog A-like. Bases 658 to 1389 code for a protein of 243 amino acids. The transcript is spliced from 5 exons. Gene Ontology annotation, molecular function: zinc ion binding; nucleic acid binding. The record is from RefSeq and is a predicted model, not a curated record. NCBI's taxonomy places the organism in Eukaryota, Metazoa, Chordata, Actinopteri, Characiformes, Serrasalmidae.
AAUGACCUUGUAGCACCGUUUUAAUAGAUUCUAGUUUGAUUUUACCGGCGAAACUGUGUGGACAAUUGCAACUACUAAUUUACUUGGAAUUUUUUUUCAAUACAAUCAUUAUGAAAAGUAUUUUGCACCUACAAAAAUCUCAAAACUUUUUGUACAAGUAGUUAAAAACCGAACCACCUGAUUAAUAAAAUGUGUUAUUAAACUCUUAAGUUGUUUUUUUAUCAUUUCAACAUUUCUCAAGAGGCUAUUUAAUAUCUAUAGAUUAGAUCACAAUACAAUGAUCAAGAUUAAUUUCUCGUGGAAAUGCGGAGAGCCAGUUUGCCAGGUUUUGCUACGUUUAUGGUGUUGAUCUUUUUUUACAAACUUGCUCCGUAUAUUAGAGAGUCACUGACUAGUCUGUACAUACAUAUAGAAGGAGCUCUUAAGUUAAUCACAGCAGCUCUCGAAGCCACUGUUCCUGUAAAACUCCAGGAUUUUUCACAGAAGCAGUUGGUGCUUCCUACCACACACACAGCCAAUCACCCCGUGACUACACAGAGUGAAAGGAUGAGAUGAUCAGGGGCGCAGGUCCAGCAGAAGGAGACAAAAUCACUGCUCUGUCUACUCAGCCAUACUAGUCAUCACUGCGCUGUUAUUAAGCAGGUUUUGGAGAAGACUAUGAGCUCUCCAGGAUCUGCCUCCGCAACUUCAGGAGGUGUGGGCAAUGGUCGAGGGAGCCUUCGGACGUCUGCCGAGUCUGAGGAGGGAACUGACCCCUUGCCCAUGUACGGCACAGGCCACUGUAAGUGGUUUAAUGUACGAAUGGGCUUUGGAUUCAUAUCGAUGACUAGUCGCGGAGGAAAUCCUAUUGAUCCUCCAUUGGAUGUGUUUGUUCACCAAAGUAAGCUGCACAUGGAGGGUUUUCGGAGUCUGAAGGAAGGCGAGGCUGUAGAGUUCACCUUCAAGAAGUCCUCUAAGGGCCUGGAGUGUGUGCGAGUAACGGGGCCUGGAGGAGUCCACUGCGUGGGCAGUGAGAAGAGACCCAAAGGGAAAAGCAUGCAGCAGAAACGAAAGCCAAAGGGAGACCGAUGUUAUAACUGUGGUGGUUUGGACCAUCAUGCCAAAGAGUGUUGCCUCCCUCCACAACCCAAGAAGUGCCACUACUGCCAGAGUGCCGCCCACAUGGUGGCACACUGUCCGCACAAAGCGUCCUCAGCUGCUCAGGGAAGGUACAGCUUAGAGCCGCCUGCCUCCAGCUCAGGCCAAGCCCCAAGCCCUCACAGCUCAGAUGCAGGCCAAAGAACCUCCUACUCGUCUCAGGACUGCUCCGCCUCCAGCAAACCCUCCAGCUCCCCUGAAGACCCCACAACAAAAGCUGCCUCAUCACAGAGAAAAAAGAGGAAAAAAUGAAGUCCCUCUCUCGGUACACCUUGCAAUCUCUCAGGCUGCCUCAUCUUAUCCAGGUCCCCAUUGUAAGCAUACUGCUGCACGCACCCUACCUCAGACUGAUAAGUAAGGCCCAAACUGAUGUCUCUGGAACUCUUGAGCCUCACACGAAGGAGGAAACGUUUGCUGCUCUCUUUAUUCAUAAUCAACUGAACUCCGAACAGGAUUUGGAAAGCCAAAAGUGGGUUUCCAGUGCUUUAAAGAAACUUAUACCUCAUGCACAAUGUACACCUAUGCAUCAUUUUGCUCAUUUUUGUUAGCUCUGUAUUCUGAAUCAUGUUGUCUAAUGUGAAUGUGGUCCAAACAAUUGAAGAAAUGCAGUGUUUUUUUAAACCCUUGAUUUUUGUAGGCACACUGAACAAUUUUGAGCCAAAGAAUCCAAGAGAUUUUUUGAGGUUUUGAACAAGCUACUUGUCUUUCUCAGCAGCCUUAUUUCACUGCUUCUCAUCUAGUUUUAGAAUGGCGGAAGGAAAUCAGAGAUGAUGUCUGAUCAACUUCUGUCUGUUAAAAUAAGAUGUUAAUAAGAGCAAUCAUGGAACUGCACUUCAGACUGCAGAGAUUUUUCGUUUACAUCCUUUCCGUCAUGUUC